AAAGAAAACCAUAAAAUCGAAUUUAAAAUUAAGUUUUAAAAUUCAAAGUUUGGCUAAUAAGCAUAAGCGAAACAACAGGGUUGUUCUAUCAUUUGCCAGGUAGCUACACAAAAUUCUGGAAGAUCCACACUUCAUUCUAGUUAUCGACCACAUUAGAUUCUUCCACGACGAGUUAGAAAAAAAAAAAACUUGGAAGCACUUUUGCUUACCAGUUCUGGUUUUGUCAACCGGGCCCGUCAUACAAAAAUUUUGAAGUUGCAUAACUCAGAGAACCAAUCGACACGUUUAGACUUUUCAGAUGUCAUCACUAGCCUUAAGCAAUAUCACCUCACCUCUCAGCUAUGUUUUUGUCAGCAAAAAUAUCAUAAAGAACCAGUCCAAAGUUUGUAUCCAAUUAGGAAUCCAAAAAAAAAGAUGUCUUCAUUAAUUGCAAUCUUCUAAGAGUGAGUAAAAUGGGAUUUAUAUAAAUGAGUUGUACAAGUUGUGCUUAUGUGAAGGAGAGAAAAGAGAAGAGACAAGAGACAAGAAAAGUUAUAGAUUUAUAGUUGGCUGCAACACAAGCUCUAAUAACUAUGUAAGAGAUGGAUGGAUUAGGUAUUAAUGAUGCGGUUUAUAUGUACAAAUAAUUAUUGCAUGAGUGUAUUAUUAGGUUGGCUAUAGAUAAUGUUUCAUUUUUUAGAGUUAGUAGUUGGCUACAUUAUUAAACUUGCUCUAAUUGCUCCUCCAGAAAGGAUGUGAAGAGGAAGUAAUGCUAUGCAAAUCUGCACGGCACAUGAUAUGUUCUUUAUAAAUUUAAGCCACUUGUGCUCCGACCAACUGUACAAAACCGGAGACUUCAUGCUCAUAAGUUUUUUCUUGAAAAAAAUAAGUGAUAAAGUCUUCUGGUUUCCUGCUCUUCCGAUACAACCCUUUCUUAACUUCUGCAGCCUGAGUCAGCGCCAACAAAAAAUUGCCCAAAUCAUGCAACUGGAGCUUCCAUUUGAUCUGAUGCAGUUCGUUGCCCGCACAAUCUUUUAAACUAUUGUUUUCAUCGCUUUUUAAAAAAAGUUAGAUUCCUUUCUUGACUUGAUCUUGAAACUUAAGUCGUCUGGUUGGCUAAUAAACGCUCUUGCUAUGAGGAAUUCAUUUCAGAGUCAGAAGUGCAAUGAAGAUGAGGAUGAUCCUCAGCAGGAGAUGAUAUGCAAAGAGUAGUUUUUAUCUCCGGAGCAACCGAGCAAGAAAAAGAUGGGCAAAAUGCCGUCACAGAAGGACAUCUUUGAGGUGUCAGGACCUACGUACUUGACAUAUGUGAAUUGGAAUUGCCCGCACCACCAGCGAUCCGUCAUGGCGAGCCUCGUCCAGGGCGUGUACGUCAUGGAGCGCGACCGGCAGUGGAACCGGCACGGCCACGACGCCCGCGCGCCGGCGUGGUGGAGGUUCUUCCACUUCGAGGUACGAGAGGUGCUCGUGGACGCCGCCGACUCCUCCAUCUUCGGCGCCGUCUACGCGUUCCAGCCGCCGUGGCACCUCCUCGACCCCGCCGCCGCCGCCGCUGCCAGCGCGCCGCACUACGUCGUCGCGUUCCGCGGCACCAUCACCAAGAAGGCCUCGGCGUCCCGGGACCUGGCGCUCGACCUCCAGCUCGUCCGCAACGGCCUCGACCGCACCUCCCGCUUCCACGCCGCCAUGCGGACCGUCCACGCCGUCGUGGCCGCGGCGGGGCAUCAGCAUCACCACCGCGUCUGGCUGGCCGGCCACUCCCUGGGCUCCGCCAUCUCGACGCUCGCCGCCAAGUCCAUGGCCAGGGCGGGCGUCGCCCUCCCCACGUUCCUCUUCAACGCGCCGUUCCCGUCGGCGCCGGUGGAGAGGAUCGGCGACAGGCGGGUGAGGCAGGGCGUCCGCAUCGCCAACAGCUUCGUCACCGCCGCCGCGGCCACCCUCCUGCACCAUGGCAGCGGCGGCGGAGGCUACGACGCCUUCGCGGCGCUGGCGCGGUGGGUGCCCAACGUGUUCGUCAACCCGGGGGACCCGAUCAGCGCCGAGUACGUGGGGUACUUCGACCACCGGAAGAAGAUGGAGGACAUCGGCGCGGGCGCCGUGGGGAGGGUGGCGACGAGGAACUCGGUGAAGGACCUGCUGCUGGGCAUCGGCACGGCGGGUGGAUGCGAGCCGCUGCACCUGUUCCCGUCCGCCGUCCUGACGGUGAACCGCGGCGCGUCGCCGGACUUCAAGGCGGCGCACGGGAUCCACCAGUGGUGGAGGCCGGACCUGGCGCUGGAAUGCGCCGCCCAUUACUACUAAUAAAGCUUGAAAUUCGAUCUGCACAAUGCGGGGAAAAGAUGCUUCGAUCA
Messenger RNA from Oryza sativa Japonica Group (Japanese rice), 2330 nucleotides. RefSeq names its product GDSL esterase/lipase At4g10955. The record is from RefSeq and is a predicted model, not a curated record. Gene Ontology annotation, biological process: lipid metabolic process. NCBI's taxonomy places the organism in Eukaryota, Viridiplantae, Streptophyta, Magnoliopsida, Poales, Poaceae.